This is a messenger RNA of Apus apus (common swift), 3728 nucleotides long. RefSeq names its product HECT domain and ankyrin repeat containing E3 ubiquitin protein ligase 1 (gene HACE1). The transcript is spliced from 24 exons. NCBI's taxonomy places the organism in Eukaryota, Metazoa, Chordata, Aves, Apodiformes, Apodidae. The record is from RefSeq and is a predicted model, not a curated record. Gene Ontology annotation, biological process: proteasome-mediated ubiquitin-dependent protein catabolic process; positive regulation of protein catabolic process; protein polyubiquitination. Gene Ontology annotation, cellular component: nucleus. Gene Ontology annotation, molecular function: ubiquitin-protein transferase activity; protein binding. Bases 108 to 2924 code for a protein of 938 amino acids.
GCAGAGGGCCGGGCCGGGCCGGGGGAGGGUGUCUCGGGGCCGCCGCCAUGGGCUGAGGGGCCGGCAGGGCAGGGCGGUUCGGCGGCUGCGGGCUGGGCGCCCCGAGGAUGGAGAGAGCCAUGGAGCAGCUCAACCGGCUGACGAGGUCCCUGCGCCGCGCCCGCACGGUGGAGCUGCCGGAGGACAAUGAAACUGCUGUCUAUACACUGAUGCCAAUGGUUAUGGCUGACCAGCAUAGGUCUGUCUCAGAGCUGCUAUCAAAUUCAAAAUUUGAUGUGAAUUAUGCAUUUGGACGUGUGAAGAGAAGUUUGCUUCAUAUUGCAGCAAACUGUGGAUCAGUUGAAUGCCUUGUUCUAUUAUUAAAAAAAGGGGCAAAUCCAAAUUAUCAGGACAUCUCGGGAUGCACACCUCUCCAUUUAGCAGCAAGGAAUGGCCAAAAGAAAUGUAUGAGCAAGCUGCUGGAAUACUGUGCAGAUGUCAACAUUUGUAAUAAUGAAGGCUUGACUGCAAUUCACUGGUUGGCCGUCAAUGGACGAACAGAAUUGCUUCAUGAUCUUGUUCAGCAUGUCAGCAACGUAGAUGUUGAAGAUGCGAUGGGACAGACAGCCCUUCAUGUAGCUUGUCAAAAUGGACACAAGACAACGGUGCAGUGUUUGCUAGACAGUGGUGCAGAUAUAAACAGACCAAAUGUGUCAGGGGCAACUCCACUCUAUUUUGCUUGCAGCCAUGGUCAGAGAGACACUGCACAAAUUCUUUUGAUGAGAGGAGCCAAAUAUUUACCAGACAAAAAUGGCAUCACUCCACUGGAUCUCUGUGUACAGGGUGGGUAUGGAGAGACUUGUGAAGUCUUAAUACAAUACCAUCCUAGACUCUUCCAGACAAUAAUUCAAAUGACACAGAAUGAAGAUCUACGGGAAAACAUGUUGCGGCAAGUUCUGGAACACUUGUCUCAGCAGAGUGAAAGCCAGUAUUUGAAAAUCCUAACAAGUCUUGCUGAAGUUGCUACAACAAAUGGUCACAAACUGCUUAGCUUGUCAAGUAAUUAUGAAGCUCAAAUGAAGAGUCUCUUAAGGAUCGUGAGGAUAUUUUGCCAUGUCUUUUGCAUUGGCCCAUCCUCUCCCAGUAAUGGAAAUGACAUGGGCUACAAUGGAAAUAAAACUCCAAGAAGUCAGGUGUUCAAGGUCAGAAAAGUAUAUGAUGUUGUUAGGAAGAUAGACCUUAAAGAGAUGAAUUUCACAAAGCAUGCAUUCAUUAAUCAGACAUCUCAUGAACAGGAACCGCUGGAGCUGCUCUGGCAUUCCCUAGAUGAAUGGCUUGUUCUUAUAGCCACGGAGCUGAUGAAAAACAAAAGGGACUCUGCCAACAUUACAUCUAUUUUACUGAAGCAAAAAGGACCAGAUCAUCAAGAUGCUGCUUCCACACCUGCCUUUGCUGCUGCAGGAACUGAGCUGUCCACUGAUGCUGGCGAGUCCAAAACAUACGAUGUUGCUGGGAAGCAGGAAGCUUGUGCUGAUUGCCAGGAUGUUAUCUCCAUGACAGCAAACAGGCUAAGUGCUGUCAUUCAAGCUUUUUAUAUGUGCUGCUCCUGUCAGAUGCCUCAGGGGAUGACGUCGCCUCGUUUUAUAGAAUUUGUCUGUAAACAUGAUGAUGUCCUGAAGUGUUUUGUUAACAGAAAUCCCAAAAUAAUUUUUGAUCACUUUCAUUUUCUUCUUGAGUGUCCUGAACUGAUGUCCAGAUUUAUGCACAUCAUAAAAGCUCAGCCAUUUAAAGAUCGCUGUGAAUGGUUCUAUGAACAUCUGCACGCGGGGCAGCCAGAUUCAGACAUGGUGCACAGGCCUGUCAAUGAAAAUGACAUCCUUUUGGUUCACAGAGAUUCUAUUUUUAGGAGUAGCUGUGAAGUUGUGUCUAAAGCAAGUUGUGCAAAACUAAAGCAGGGGAUUGCUGUGAGAUUUCAUGGAGAAGAAGGCAUGGGGCAGGGUGUGGUACGUGAGUGGUUUGAUAUCUUGUCCAGUGAAAUAGUUAACCCAGAUUACGCCUUAUUUACCCAGUCAGCUGAUGGAACAACUUUCCAGCCCAACAGCAACUCUUCUGUAAAUCCAGAUCAUCUGAACUACUUCCGUUUCGCAGGCCAGAUCCUGGGACUAGCUCUGAAUCACAGGCAGCUGGUGAACAUCUACUUCACAAGGUCAUUCUACAAGCAUAUUCUUGGUAUACCUGUAAAUUAUCAGGAUGUAGCAUCUAUUGAUCCAGAGUAUGCAAAGAACUUGCAGUGGAUUUUAGAUAAUGAUAUCAGUGAUCUGGGUUUGGAGCUGACCUUCUCUGUUGAGACUGAUGUCUUUGGAGCAAUGGAAGAAGUGCCAUUGAAGCCAGGGGGUGCAAGUAUACUUGUUACACAGGAAAACAAGGCUGAGUAUGUCCAGCUUGUCACAGAGCUUAGAAUGACAAGGGCCAUUCAGCCUCAGAUAAAUGCCUUUUUACAAGGCUUCCAUAUGUUCAUUCCACCAUCUUUGAUCCAGCUUUUUGAUGAAUAUGAACUGGAGCUUUUAUUGUCUGGUAUGCCAGAAAUUGAUGUGAAUGAUUGGUUAAAAAAUACAGAGUACACCAGUGGCUAUGAGAGAGGAGACCAAGUUAUUCAGUGGUUCUGGGACGUUGUGGAAGAACUAACUCAGGAAGAGAGAGUAUUACUCUUACAGUUUGUUACUGGCAGUUCCAGGGUGCCUCAUGGUGGCUUUGCCCAUAUAAUGGGUGGCAGUGGAUUGCAGAAUUUUACAAUUGCUGCUGUUCCGUAUACUGCAAAUCUUUUACCAACAUCAAGCACGUGUAUCAACAUGCUCAAGUUACCUGAAUACCCAAGUAAAGAGAUCCUCAAGGACAGGCUUCUUGUGGCAUUGCACUGUGGAAGCUAUGGGUACACCAUGGCAUAACCAAGUCUAGAAAACUCAUCUGACUGCUGAUGUGCAAUUCAGAGUGGCAGAAAUAAUUUUGGAAACUGUCAGCAGAAGAGCAAUGAGAUGCUGCAGCCCAGUGGCAGGGCUGGGCUUCAGAAUUCAUACAGGAUCAUCAGCUUUUACCCCCAUUAUGUGUUGUCAACACAAAGUCAGGACAAACUUCUCAGUAUGCAGUAUUUUCAUUUUGAAAAAAUGACAGAUCUGUCUGGCACUCAGUUUACAUACUUUUCAUUAUUAUUCCAGCCUGAAUCAGAAAGUUUGUCAGAGUCCCUUUCCACAGUUUACUUUUGAGUUUCAAGGAUGUGGUUGAGUGACAUUUGUUUCAGUUUACUUUGCACUCAGAUGGCAUCCUGCUCAUGGACAGACUUGUACUUUACGCCUUGUUGCAUGUGAAAGUGCUGUUUAUUUUUGCAGAAACCAGUAUAGACAGUUCAAUUUGGAUAUUGUACAGUAAGACAGAUCUGAGGUAUUUUCCAUUUCUUUGCAUAGUAACAAAUACAAUUUUAUAACUUUUUAGUGUUUUAAUGUACAUAAUAUGUAAAGGUUAGACUGUUAUCACUGGAAAAAUGACAGAUGAAGUUAGUAUCUAAUUUAUAUUAGAAUUGACACUAUAUUCUUCUAAAUAUUUAAAGUAUUUGUGACUUUAUAGUCAGCUUGCAGUUUAGAAUUUGUAAAUACUACUUAAGAUCUAUAUCUAUUUGUUUGAAUGCCUUUACUCUUUCCUUGACAUAAUUGUAUGUUCAAAAGGUAUUAUUAAAUUUUAAUAUUUUUACCAGAAAA